Molecule: messenger RNA, 783 nt
Organism: Rhagoletis zephyria (snowberry fruit fly)
Lineage: Eukaryota; Metazoa; Arthropoda; Insecta; Diptera; Tephritidae
Product: trypsin alpha-like
Biological process (GO): proteolysis
Molecular function (GO): serine-type endopeptidase activity
Source: RefSeq, a predicted model, not a curated record
AAGUUUUUCAACAUGUUGAAGUUUGUGAUUCUAUUGUCGGCAUUUGCCUGUGCACUAGCUGCCCCUCAGCCAGAAGGUCUCCUACCACAAUUGGAUGGACGCAUUGUUGGCGGUGUUGCCACAACUAUCAGCUCCUACCCAUGGCAAAUCUCACUGCAGCGUUCUGGAUCCCAUUCGUGCGGUGGUUCGGUUUACAGCGCUAAUAUUAUUGUGACCGCUGCUCAUUGUCUACAAAGAGUAUCCGCUUCUUCGCUGAAGGUACGUGCUGGCUCAUCCUACUGGAAUUCCGGUGGAGUACUCGUGCAGGUGGCCGCUUUCAAGAAUCAUGAAGGUUACAACUCUCGCACCAUGGUCAACGAUAUUGCCGUUAUCCGUUUGGCAUCUUCACUCUCAUUUAGCUCAACGAUCAAAGCCAUUUCUUUGGCUGAAGAAGCUCCUCCGACUGGCGCAGCUGCUGUUGUAUCUGGCUGGGGUACUAAAAAGUCUGGAUCAUCGUCUCUGCCCACUCAAUUGCAAUCCGUUGAAUUGUCUAUUGUCAGUGUGGCUGAUUGCGCCUCGAACACUUAUGGCUACGGUAGCCAGGUAAGAUCAACUAUGAUCUGCUCGUACACAGCGGGCAAAGAUUCAUGCCAAGGUGAUUCUGGAGGUCCAUUAGUUUCCGGUGGAGUAUUGGUAGGCGUUGUAUCCUGGGGUUACGGCUGCGCUUAUCCCAACUAUCCCGGCGUAUACUCUGACGUGUCUGCUUUACGAUCUUGGGUUGUGGACGCAGCUGGAUCUGUUUAA